Messenger RNA from Paramuricea clavata, 302 nucleotides. The record is from the annotation of a GenBank genome assembly. Lineage: Eukaryota; Metazoa; Cnidaria; Anthozoa; Malacalcyonacea; Plexauridae.
AUGGCUUUGGAAAGGACGGGCCAUCAUACUUUGGAAAGCUUGCAAGAAUACCAGACACUGGAGGUAAACGAUACAAAACGUGUGUCCAAUGUUCUAAGUUCGUGUGCUAACAAUUCUGAGGUUUGUGAGAAACAGGAAACGCAUGUGUCCACUAAAAAUAGUUUGGAAGAGAAGAGUUCUGAAAUAAUGUUUGCUGAGUGUGAUGUAAGCGAAAUUGUACUGACUCAGGCUAUGGAGUGUUACGACAGUAAUUUAGAAGGUCAAGCACAAAGUUCUUCAGGCAUUAACUUUAAUUUGAAUGG